Prunus avium (sweet cherry) is the source of this 1694-nucleotide messenger RNA. It is a transcript of the gene RGS1, whose product is annotated as REGULATOR OF G-PROTEIN SIGNALING 1. The record is from RefSeq and is a predicted model, not a curated record. Lineage: Eukaryota; Viridiplantae; Streptophyta; Magnoliopsida; Rosales; Rosaceae.
GUUGUUCCCCUUGUGUUCCCUUCUGGUCAAACAUUAUGUGGGAAUCCCAUUCUGCCAUUCUCGAUUGAACUCCCCUCUGGACCCAGAAAAGGACACACCUUGAAGUUGAUGCCUUGGGAUGGCGGGCGUCCUAAAUUCUUCUAAUUUCAGAUCUUAAAACGUACUGGGUGAACCCAAAAUUUCCCCAAAUGCAAAGAAAAUGGCAAGCUGUGCAGUGGAUGGUGGCUGUGCCAGCGACUACAUAGCCAUCGCUAUAUCAGCCGUCUGUUUCAUUUUGCUUCUUUCGCGGUUAAUCUUGCCCUUUGCCAUUCACAAGAUUCCUAUACCGAAACGCAGUAGCUUUUGGAUUCCAGCUAUUCAAAUUUUCGCCAGCUUCAACCUUCUGUUGUCAAUUGUGAUGUCUGUCAAUUUUCUGAAAUUCGAAAAGAGACAUUGGUGGCAGUCUUGCUAUGCGUGGGCAGUCUGGAUUGAAGCUCCACUUGGCUUUGGUUUAUUACUGAGCUGUCGCAUAUCACAGGCCUUCCAGCUGUAUUACAUUUUUGUCAAGAGGUGUCUACCACCAAUCAGAUCGUAUAUUUUCCUUCCACUAAUUCUCUUGCCAUGGAUUGCUGGUGCUGCACUUAUGCAUAUCAAGAAGCCUCUAAAUGAUCGAUGCCACAUGGGGACUCAGUGGAUCGUCCCAGUUGUGUCCCUCCAUGCAAUCUAUGUUGCCAUUUUGGUUGGGUUCACGGGGGCUAUUCAGCACAUAGAGUUCAGGUUUGACGAACUUAGAGACCUCUGGCAGGGAAUACUUAUCUCAGCCUCUUCUAUUGGAGUAUGGGUUGCUGCUUACAUUUUGAAUGAAAUUCAUGAUGAUAUCUCAUGGCUUCAAGUUGUCUCUAGAUUUGCGCUCUUAGUUACGGCAAGCAUUCUUGUAUUAUCUUUCUUUUCGAUAUCAAGUUCACAACCUCUUCUAUCGCAAAUCAGCUUGAGGAAAAGGGAACCCCUAGCAUUUGAGACAAUGGGUCAGGCUCUGGGUAUACCUAACAGUGGACUACUAUUACCAAGGGAACCAGCACCAGUGAUAGACCCUAAUGAGCCACUUGAUAAACUGCUUAUGAACAAAAGAUUCCGUCAGUCCUUCAUGUCCUUUGCAGACAGUUGUUUGGCAGGGGAGAGUGUGCAUUUUUAUGAGGAAGUGCAUGAACUUGGCAAGAUACCGGUGGAUGACCCUGUAAGAAGGAUUUACAUGGCACGACAUAUCAUCGACAAGUACAUAACUGCAGGUGCAACAAUGGAGGUGAACAUUUCUCACCGAAGCAGGCAAGCGAUUUUGACUACUUCCAAUCUGGCACAACCAAAUCUGUUCAAUGAUGCAUUGAAUGAGCUGAUACAGUUGAUGAAAAUGAACUUGGCAAACGAUUACUGGUCAUCCACGUACUUCAUGAAGUUCAAAGAAGAAGCCAGUAUGAGAUCUCAUGAGCUACAACAGAUGACAAGUUGGAACUCUCCCACUCCCAGGUUGAGUUCUGUACGUGGUGUCGAUGAUCCAUUUCACCAAGAACAAGAACCAUGACUUUGUCCUUUACUCGCCACAUCAAAAUCAAAAUGUGUUUGAUUCACAGACAGGCUUAAUUAGCGUCACUUGCUUACAUAGGAACUUUUUCACAUAUUAUUGAAAUGACAAGAAUUAGAGAGGUGAACUAUUUCAACCA